UCUAACUUCUCAAGUUCUCAUACUCACGUCCAAAACCUCUCAAAACCCUCGCUCCCACCCGCCGCCGCCUCCGCCGCCACCUCCACUGCCGAUCCCAAGCAAGAUGAGUCGGCACCCUGAAGUUAGGUGGGCCCAGAGGAUUGACAAGGUGUACAUCACAGUACAAUUGCCUGACGCAAAGGAUGCUAAGGUCAAUCUGGAACCUGAUGGUGUAUUCUCUUUCUCUGCCACUGCUGGAACUGAUGGAAACUCCUAUGAAUCAAAACUAGAUUUGAAUGACAAAGUUAAUGUCGAGGCAAGCAAAAUAAGUGUUGGUGUCAGAUCCAUAUUCUGCAUUGUUGAAAAAGCUGAGGCCAAAUGGUGGAAUAAGCUUGUUCGAGAUGAUCAAAAGGCACCUCACUUUGUGAAAGUUGAUUGGGACAAAUGGGUCGAUGAAGAUGAUGAUGGUGCUGAUAUAAAUGUUGAUGGGAUGGAUUUCGCGAAUAUGGGUGGCAUGGGAGGUAUGCCUGGCAUGGGAGGUAUGCCUGGCAUGGGAGGUAUGCCUGGCAUGGGAGGUAUGCCUGGCAUGGGAGGUAUGCCUGGCAUGGGAGGUAUGCCUGGCAUGGGAGGUAUGCCUGGCAUGGGUGGCAUGGGUGGUAUGGGUGGCAUGAGUGAAUUGGCCAAUAUGAUGGGUGGCAUGGGCGGCAUGCCACAUGGCAUGGGUGAUAUGGGGAUGGAUGAGUUUGACGAUGAGAGUGAUGAGGAAGGAGAAGUGUCCAAACCUCAAGAGGAAGGAAAGGCAGAUGCAGCAGAAAAGCCUGAGGAGGUUGGAGCCAGAGUUGACACAGCUCACGUCAACUGAAGGCUUCUUACUUGAUAAUUCCUACCCAGAUUGUAUCCUCGUGUUUUUAUUGAUCUGCUGAACAGAAGGGCACAUUCUACCCCCCUGGCAGGGAUUGAUGAUAUAUUUUGUAAGAUGAUCAUGCCUUCAUACUUGUGGUCCAAUUAAGAAUCUGGUCCUUCAGCA
Lolium rigidum is the source of this 1006-nucleotide messenger RNA. RefSeq lists its product as uncharacterized. Gene Ontology annotation, cellular component: nucleus; cytosol. NCBI's taxonomy places the organism in Eukaryota, Viridiplantae, Streptophyta, Magnoliopsida, Poales, Poaceae. The record is from RefSeq and is a predicted model, not a curated record. Gene Ontology annotation, biological process: protein folding; chaperone-mediated protein complex assembly. The transcript has 6 exons. The coding region runs from base 104 to 841 and encodes 245 amino acids. Gene Ontology annotation, molecular function: Hsp90 protein binding; protein-folding chaperone binding.